Messenger RNA from Eurypyga helias (sunbittern), 5307 nucleotides. RefSeq names its product cortactin binding protein 2 (gene CTTNBP2). Gene Ontology annotation, biological process: regulation of synapse organization. Gene Ontology annotation, cellular component: glutamatergic synapse. The transcript has 21 exons. Gene Ontology annotation, molecular function: protein binding. Lineage: Eukaryota; Metazoa; Chordata; Aves; Eurypygiformes; Eurypygidae. The record is from RefSeq and is a predicted model, not a curated record. The annotation marks the transcript as partial.
GCCCGGCGCAAAGAGGUUUUUAUCCAGGAGCGAUAUGGAAGAUUUAAUCUGAGUGACCCAUUUCUGGCUCUUCAGAGAGACUUUGAGGCAGGUGCUGGUGAUAAAGAAAAGAAGCCAAUAUGCAUGAACCCGCUGUCCAUUUUAGAAGCUGUUAUGGCUCACUGCAGGAAAAUGCAAGAAAGAAUGUCUGCUCAAUUGGCUGCUGCUGAAAACAGACAAAAGAAGUUGGAGAUGGAAAAAUCUCAGUUACAGAAUCUUGAGCUGGAGCACAAAAAGCUAUCUGCUCGUCUUGAAGAAGAACGUGGAAAGAAUAAGCAUGUAGUAUUGAUUUGUAAGCAGUUGUCUGGCCGAAUUGUAGAGGAAGCCCAGAAACUGGAAGAAGUGAUGUCAAAAUUUGAAGAGGAAAAGAAAAAGGCCGCUGAAUUGGAGGAGUCUCUUGCAGCUGAGAAACAAAGGAGUACACAAAUGGAAGCUCAAAUGGAAAAGCAGCUGUCUGAGUUUGACACAGAGAGAGAGCAGUUGCGUGCCAAACUCCAUAGAGAGGAAGCGCAUACCAAUGACCUCAGAGAAGAGAGAGAUAAGAUGAUCAAAAUGAUUGAGCAAUUAAAGAAGGAGAAUGAAAGUAAAGCUAAUCUUUCUCUUAAAAAUAAAGAUAAAAAUAAAGAUAGGAAUCUUGUUUCUGUUUCUGUUGAAACAGAAGAGCCAAGUUCAAGAACUGUUGCCUGCCAAACAGAUACUGUAGUGAUGGAGGGUAGCACAGAAAAUGUGAAGAAGUUGCCUUUGACUGUAUCUGUAAAGCCUUCUGCAGUGAACCCUCUAGCAUCUGGCAAUACAAAAAUGAAUGUGUGCACCAAUGCAGCAUUUGUGAAGCCUGUCAUUGAUCGGCAGUCUUCAUCCAGUGAACUUGUCCCUCCCACAACUCCUGCUCCGACACAGAAUCAAAACAGAAUUGAGGAAAAUGGACCAAGUACAGGCUCAUCACCUGAUUUACCAAGUAGCACUUCCCCUUUUUCAAACAGCAGUUCCCUUUGCACGCCUGCAGCACCGAGUGCCGCAGCUCAGAAUCCUUCGCUCACCUCGUCUAUGCACAGUCUGCAUUCACCAUCUGCCAACACUGCUGGGCAUCCGGGCCUAAAUCCACGAAUCCAAGCAGCUAGAUUUAGGUUUCAAGCGAAUGCGAAUGAUCAAGACCAAAACGGGAACACAACCCAAAGCCCUCCCUCAAGGGACGUGUCCCCUACUAGUCGUGACAACCUGGUUGCCAAACAGGUAGCUCGGAAUACCGUUACCCAGGUCCUGUCGAGAUUUACAAGCCCUCAGGGCGGCACUCCAUCGCGGCCGGGGACGUCACAUUCGGUGGAUGUUGGCACUUACCCCCCAGUUGGUAAAAUGAGUUUAAAGACUCCCAGUGUAUCGAGAAUUGACAGAGGAAAUCCGCCACCUAUUCCUCCUAAAAAACCAGGGCUUUCACAAACUCCUUCUCCACCACACCCACAGCUUAAAAUUUUAAUGGAUAGUGGUCGAUCCCCAAAUACAAGUGCAAAAACUGACAGCAAAACCGUGACCUCACCUCUUUCAAGUUCACCACAAGGAAUCAGGGUAAUAAAUGAGGAAAUUAUUUCUAAGUCCUCACCUCAGCUGCCACCAAAACCUGCUAUAGAUUUAUCUGUGGCACCUGCAGGCUGUGCCAUACCAGCCAUAGCCUCAUCUCAGGUGGGUGCCUGGCCUUCCCACUUCCCUGGACUGAACCAACCUGCAUGUUCAGAAAAUUCCUUUGUCAUUCCCACCACCAUUGCCUGUAGCUCCUCCAUAAACCCUGUUAGUGCUUCAUCCUGUAGACCAUGUGAUUCAGACAGCCUCCUGGUAACAGCAUCAGGCUGGUCUUCCUCCCUAACCCCUUUGUUAACAAGUGGUGGUCCUGUCCCCCUGGGUGGCAGGCCCACUCUUCUUCACCAAGCUGCUGCCCAGGGAAAUGUCACUUUAUUAUCAAUGCUGCUUAAUGAAGAAGGACUGGACAUUAAUUACUCUUGUGAAGAUGGCUAUUCUGCCUUGUAUUCUGCUGCUACGAAUGGACAUACAGACUGUGUGAGAUUGCUGCUGUCUGCAGAAGCACAGGUUGAUGCUGCUGAUAAAAACGGCUUUACACCCUUGUGUUCAGCGGUCGCUCAGGGACAUACCAAGUGUGCAGAAUUACUGAUCACCUGUCGGGCUGACGUUAACCACGCUGCUGAGAGGGGACAGACGCCUUUGUACCUGGCCUGUAAAAACGGACGGAAUGGUUGUGUUAAGCUACUCUUGGAAGGUGGAGCGGAUCGAACAGCGAAAACCAGUGAUGGCUGGUCACCGAUUCACGCAGCAGUGGAUUCUGGUCAUGUCGACAGCCUCAAGCUCCUUAUGUACUACAGAGGGCCAAACAGUGGGAACUCUCUGACGGACACAGAGCCUCAUUUAGCCUACUUGGAUCUGGAGAAGGGAGAAGACAACUGCAGCAGUAGAGUAAAGCCUGUUAUUUCUGCAGACCUCAUCAACCAGGCUGACAAAGAGGGCUGGACUGCUGCCCAUAUAGCAGCAUCUAAAGGCUUUAAGAACUGUCUAGAAAUCCUUUGUAGCCAUGGUGGACUAGAGGCUGAGAGAAAAGAUACGUGUAAUCGAACAUUGCAUGAUGUUGCUACUGAUGAUUGCAAACAUCUCCUAGAAAACUUAAAUGCUCUUAAUGUACCCGUAAGGAUUUCAGUCAGUGGCACUGAACCAGCCCACUGUGGCACAGAGGAAUUUGAUACAGAAAACACAAUAUGUGCUUUAAAUAUCCGCAAACAGACAUCCUGGGAGGAUUUUUCAAAGGCAGUGAGUCAGGCAGUGACAAACCAUUUCCAGGCAAUCACUUCUGAUGGAUGGAGGAGCCUAGAAGACCUGUCGUUCAGUAGCGCCGCAGAAUCCAGCAUUGGCCUCGGUGCAAGCAGUAUAUUGUCUGUCAAACUAGGAAACAUUUCGUGGUCGACAGGUCAGAUUUUUUCCCAACCACCAUGGGACUUUUUGAAGAAGAACAGAGCUGAGCAUAUCACCGUGUUUUUGUUUGGACCUCAAGAAGGCUGCCUAAACAGCGUGACUUACGCAUCGAUGAUCCAUCUUCAGACUCUCCAGAAUUACCUCCGCCUGGUUGAACAAUACCGUAAUGUCAUUUUCCACGGUCCAGAAGGAAGUUUGCAGGACUACAUAGCGUAUCAGAUAGCAGCCUGCAUGAAGCAAAAGCAAGUGGCUGCAGGAUCCACCUGCGAAAUCGUUAGAGUUGAGGUGGAUGCUGGUUUCUCCAAGGAGCAGCUUGCAGAACUGUUCAUCAGCAGUGCUUGUCUGGUCCCAGUUAAACAGCCUCCUGCAAACAAGACAACCAUUGUGAUUCUGGAAAAUCUGGAGAGAGCUUCUUUAGCUGAAUUACUGGGAGAUUUUCUGGCACCUCUUGAGAAUCGGAGCUCGGAAAAUCCCUGCACUAUUCAAAGAGCAAAUGGAGUUUCCGGUGCCUUUUACUUUCACGAGAACUGCUUUUUACUGGGGACAAUCGCAAAGUGUCAUCUCCAUGGCUCUGACCUGCUGGUUCAGCCGCACUUCCGUUGGGUUCAGCUCCGGUGGGAUGGGGAACCGAUGCGUGGCUUGCUUCGGAGGUUUUUAAGAAGAAAAGUUAUAAACAAGUUCAGAGGCAAAGUACCUCCUCCGUGUGAUCCGGUGUGCAAGAUCAUAGACUGGAUUCUUGCGGUUUGGCACCAGCUGAACUCUUGCUUAUCGCGCCUAGGAGCACCCGAAGCACUUCUGGGGCCAAAACACUUCUUCUCUUGUCCCGUGGUGCCAGGGCACAGCCAAGUGACAGUGAAGUGGAUGUCCAAGUUGUGGAAUGCCGUGAUAGCUCCCAGAGUCCAAGAAGCAAUACUCUCCAGAGCCUCUGUGAAAAGACCAUCUGUACCAGGACAAGCAGUAGCCAAAAAAAAUCCUAGCCAAGGUCAACAGGCUGUUGUUAAAGCUGCUCUCAGUAUCUUGCUAAAUAAAGCUGUUUUGCAUGGCUGUCCUCUACCCAGAACAGAGCUAGAUAAUUAUAUAGCAGAUUUUAAGGGAGGAAACUUUCCUUUAUCCAUGGUUUCGAGCUACAAAAACUGUAGUAAGAAAAGAGGUGAGAACGCUUCUUGGAGAAAAGUGAGCACAAGUCCUCGCAAAAAGUCAGGCCAUCCAUCCUCCCCGUCAUGGAAUAAGCAGGAGAUAAAUACUGAAGGUAUAAAAUCAAAGACUAUGUUGCAACCAAGCUCUAAGAAAAGAGCUUCUCUCGCCACAAAAUCUUCAGAGAAGGAUCAAUCGAGAACACUGAAUCUGGAGCAAAGGCUGUCCCUUGGUUCUGACGAUGAAGUAGAUCUUGUGCAGGAACUUCAAAGUAUGUGUUCCAGCAAAUCCGAGCCUGACAUAAGCAAGUUUGCAGGUUCUAAGGAUGAGCUACUGAUGUUCAGUAACUCGCAGAACAGUCCUGUAUUUUCAGCAAGUGGUACUAAGCCAAGUAAAACAACAGCACAAAAGGAUGGAAUGCGUCCUCUCAGCAGCAGUCGAACUGUGGAAAGCAGCAACAGUAAAUCAAAGACAGAGUUGGGUGUUUCAAGAGUUAAAUCUCUUCUUCCUGUUCCUAGAAGUAAAGCCACUCAACCUACUCAGAAUACUAAAAAAAGCAGCAGCAGUAAUACAAGGCAAAUAGAGGCAGAUAAUAACACAAAAAGAGAGAUUCGGAAUUUGCACAACAAAGAACAAAUAGAAAAAUCGAACAAAUAAACCUGCCUACCAUACAAUUUUCUGUGUUCAUAUAAUCUCUAUUGCAAAGAACUAAGUACUCAAAUAUGUAAAUAUUUUUUAAAAAUAAACUGUUUCCCUGUAAUGUAAAGUUUGUACAGGACCACAGUUUUAUUUCUAUGUAAAUCAGCUGGAAAUUAUAUUGGUUUAAACUUCAGAAACGGGCAGUUGUGCCACCUUCAUAGAUGGGGGUUUUUUCUUCUUUUCCCAUGAAAAUUACUCGUUUAAAUGCUAAUAUUCAGGGGUAUUACCACAGGAUUCUCGUCGUGUAUAUACUGUACAUAAAUAUAUUAAGUUGACGUGUUUAAACUGCAUUCAGAUGAGUUGCACAAUAUGUACAGCAGUGGCUUAAAGCCACUGUACAUGCAUUUUAAAGACAUGUUUUUAUCUUCACAAUGACAAAUGAAUGGAAUGUGGCAAUAACUCUAAUGAUUGGAAAUGCAGAUCAAUUACUUUAAGCUACAAGCCAUAUUAAACACUUUGAUUUCCCCA